CAAAUUAAGAACCUGUAGAGCCAAUUGAAAUGGGACGAGGAAGUUAGCAGGAUAAAAAUCCCAUUGUGGAGGGAUAGCACCUGUGGUGUGUGCACAUAUUUGUUGAUUAAAAACUUUGAAAGCCUGGGAAGCCGGAGCACGCUCUUCAUCAGGUUGUUAACACGGGCAGUGUGGAAAACUUGUUCGUCUGGAAAUUGGGCUGAUCUGUCCUCUUGGAUCAGUGAAGGAUCUACGUGAGGCAUCUGUCCGGUCUGGUAGGACCCAAUUCUUCUGCUCUGCUCUUGGGCCAUGGUACAUCCCAGUGGAAAAGCUACAAUAUGAGUAUAACUUCAUCCUCAGCCUUGGACAACCAGCUGACCUCCACCUGGGGACCUCCUGGCCUCUAUUCUGAUAGUCCGCUGAUGAUGUCUGGUUACGCGAGCCGCCUGUGGUCUCAUGAGUCCCAGCCUCAGUUCUGGAGUAAGUUCCAGGUGUGGGAGUGGCUGCAGCAGAUCAUGGACAUACACCAAAUUGAUGCCGCCAGCAUUCCCUUCCAAAACUUUGACAUUGACGGCCAUCAGCUUUGCAGCCUGGGCUACCAUGACUUCAUCCGUGCUGCAGGCAGCGUGGGACAAAUUCUUUUCAACAGCAUCAUGGAGCUCAAAUCGAGCGGACAAUAUCAUGUGGAUAUUGGGCAACUGGAACUCAAACCUGAACACUCAUGUCCAUAUCCAGAUGUCGGCUAUCCACCUGGAGAGAUCUAUGAUCCUUCACUUUGUUCACUUGCUCCCGAUGCCUCACCCACUCCUUUGAGUCCUGACAUCAAACGCUCUUUCAGCCGAAAUCAUCCGGUCAAGAAACACAACCCGAGAGGAACCCACCUGUGGGAGUUCAUCAGAGAUAUUCUGCUAAACCCAGAUCGAAACCCGGGGCUGAUCAAGUGGGAGGAUCGGACGGAGGGGGUGUUUCGAUUCCUGAAGUCAGAAGCAGUGGCACAGCUAUGGGGAAAGAAGAAGAAUAACAGCAGCAUGACAUAUGAGAAACUAAGUCGUGCAAUGAGAUAUUAUUACAAAAGAGAAAUCCUAGAACGAGUAGACGGACGCAGACUGGUUUACAAGUUUGGGAGGAAUGCAAGAGGAUGGAGGGAGACAGAGAAGUGAAAAUUUCAUUAAUUUAUUGUUGGAUUUCAUUUAUCUUUUCUGUAACCAUUUAGAAGUGUUUGAACUGUUUAAAAGUGUUUUGCUUUUCUGUGUACUUUUGCUUUUACAUCCGUCUUUGUUGUAAGACUGCACUGCAAUCUUUUUACUAGCUGUGCCUUGUCAAACAUUUUGAAGAGCUCAAUAAAACAGACAUGCUGGUAACAUCUGUUUAUGUAUAAAAGUACUUAUUAAGCCCAGUUGUUUCUCCCAUGUUCCAAUGAAGUUGAUUUAGCAGUCAAAGCACAUACGACAAACAUAGUUAAGUGUUUUGAUUCUGAUACUGUGAAGUGUCCUCCGGGAAGAAUGUUUGAUCCCUGAAAGAUAAAAAUGCAAAAAAGUCAUAAAACACCCCAUAAGCACAGCGCAGCAUAUUAAAAUAUUGACAUUCGCCGGCAACCAAAAGUUUGUUUUGUCUUAUUUUAUGCUUUGCGUUAAAUGAACUGUAAAGAAAGUGUGCAAAUGUCUGUCAAACUUUGGUAUAAAUAAAAGCUUGUACUUGUUUUUAA
This is a messenger RNA of Nothobranchius furzeri (turquoise killifish), 1684 nucleotides long. It is a transcript of the gene ehf, whose product is annotated as ets homologous factor. Gene Ontology annotation, biological process: regulation of transcription by RNA polymerase II; cell differentiation. Gene Ontology annotation, molecular function: sequence-specific DNA binding; DNA-binding transcription factor activity, RNA polymerase II-specific. Lineage: Eukaryota; Metazoa; Chordata; Actinopteri; Cyprinodontiformes; Nothobranchiidae. The record is from RefSeq and is a predicted model, not a curated record. Gene Ontology annotation, cellular component: nucleus.